Molecule: messenger RNA, 9991 nt
Organism: Aedes albopictus (Asian tiger mosquito)
Lineage: Eukaryota; Metazoa; Arthropoda; Insecta; Diptera; Culicidae
Exons: 4
Coding region: 8806-9852 (348 amino acids)
Source: RefSeq, a predicted model, not a curated record
ACCAAUACACCACCAGUAGUGUGAAACUUAUAAUACGAGAAGAACUUUGAUAGUUUUGUGUAUAAACAAAUUUAUGUGAAAUUUAAAUAUGUAGGUGUUUAAUGAAUCAUCGAGAUUCUAAAUCACACCAGAUAGUUUUCUUUUUAGAUUUACAAUCAUUGAUUUGCUUAUUCAAAUUCUUCUAAAAAGUGUUACAAGUAUACGAAUUCAUGCAAUGGCAGGCAAAGAAAGCCCUUCAAUUAAUAAUUGUGGAAGUGCUCAAAGAAAACUAAGUUGAAGCGAGGCAGGCCAAGUCCCAGUGGGGACGUCGAGCCAUAAAGAAGAAGAAGAAGAAGAAACGGUAACCACUACAUGGUAGAUCUUCUUUAGAAUGAUUGGAACAGGCAAAAUUUUCACUUUUCAAGAAAUGGUCAAUUACUGUAACUUUUAGAAAAUUGCAUUAAAAAUCUCAAUUUUUACUGUAAGUUGAUCAACUAGCUGUCAAUCAAUAGUCCUAAUUUGAGAAAAAAUCUAUAUUUUAUUCUAUAUUUCCUGCAAUUUUACCCAAGAUUUCCUUCGCGUUUCCUCUAGAAGUUCUCCCGGGGACUGCUUCAGAAACUCUUCCAAAACUCCGUCAGGGAUUUCUUCCAGAAAAUCUUUACGAGAUUCCUCCCGGAGUUCCUUCUAGGAUUUCUUCAAAAAAUCUUUCUGAAAUCCUCCCAGGAAUCCUUCAAGAACUAUUCCUCCAACAAUUUCUGGGAUUGCUCCAGGAAUUCCUUCCGGAAUUCCUACGAUAAUUCUACCGGGAACUUCUUCCGGGAUUCCUCGAGGAACUAUAUUUAGGAUUCUUUCAGAAGCUCCAUCAGGUAUCCUCCGGGAUUGAGCUUCUGUCAGGAAUUGCUUCUGGAACUUAUCCAGGAACUCCUUCGUGGAUUUUUCUGGAAAUUCGUCUGGUACUCCUUUUUGAACUCUUUCUAGAAUUCAUCUUGGAGCUCAUUCCGGGAAGUUCUUCUAAAUUUCUUUCAGAAACUGCUUCCAGGAUAUCUUCAGGAACUCUUUCAAAAAAUUAUCUAGAAGCUUUUUGUCGGUUUAUCCCGAGAGUUUUGUUUGAGAUUCCUGUAGCACCUUCUGGAAUUCAUCUGGAAGUUCGUUCUGCAACUCUUUCAGUUGUUUCUAAUGGAAAUUCACUAGAAGUUAAUUAAGCAAUAUUUUGAUUUUUUUUCCUGCAGUUUUGAUUUAUAGAAUUCUUUCGAAGUUUCUACAGGAUUUCCUUGCGAAAAUACUACAGCUAGUUGGUUUUCCUCAGAAGCUGUUAGGAGAAUCUCGGAUGGAAUUCAUGGAGCAUUCCCGGAACUUCAGGAUAAAUCCAGGAAGAAGCCCAAAAGUCCCAGAAGGAAUUUCAGAAGGAGAAUGGAUCACUAAAAUAACUAAAACGGCCGCUAUGAAAUGAACAGAUAGCGCCAACGUAGCCCUGUGUGUUUGACGUAACUCGACUGCUGUCACUGUGUUGCAGUCCAUAUACAGUGGCGCUUUUGUUUCGAAGCGGUGAGUAGCGGAAAAUUUGGGUUCAGUGAUCGAUUCUGCAAGGAGUUCCUGAGAUGGAAACCCCAGCAAGAAUCGCAGAUAUAGCUCCCUGAGCAAUCACAGGAGGAAAUCAUAGAGGGAUCCUAGAAAAUAAUUGUGGAAAAACCACGGAAGAAAUUCCUGAAAGAAUCUCAGGAAAAAUUGCUGGGGUAAUCUGGGGUAAUCAUUUCUAGAGGAAUUUCAGAAGGAAUGUUUGUAAAAAUUCCUGAAACAUCUGAAAUAACAUCAAACGGUAUUCCUGAAGCAAACUAUGAAAAAAAUCUGUGGAAGAAUCCCAGGAGUACUUGCCUGAAGAAUCCUGGCAAGAGCUCUUGAAGGAAUCCCAGACGGAACAGAAGCAUCUCUGAAGAACUUCCUGGGAAUCCCAAAAGAAAUUCCUGGAGGAGCCCUGGAACGAAUUUGUGCAGAAACCGAGAAGGAUUUCUUGUAGGAAUCUCGGAUGGAAUUCCUGUGGAAUCCCAGAAGGACCUCCUGGAGGGGUAACAACGUGCCGUCAUCAUGCAUAAAUAAUCACACUUUCCCACGCACGCGCACCCCACAUUUUGAAUUAAAUCAUACCACCCAUGAAAAGCUGACGAAAGUCCGAAUCGUAAACAACAAGGCCAUGAAACUUCAAAGACUUGGCAAAAAAUAUCUUAGCAAUCGCGGCUUGCAGUGCCCUAUACAAUUUUUUUAAGAUUUUAAUACCAAAAAGCGUUGCGGAUGGGGGUCAAAAAUCUAUAUUUUAGCGUUACGUGAUGAAUGGAUCCUUAUUAUCAAGCUAUUUAAUAGUUAUUUAAGUGACCAGUUGCAACAAGUUGAUUUUUUCAGUACGAGUCGUACAUUUAUCCAUCGAGGCUUGCCGAUAACGUACUGAUAACAUCAACUUUACAUCGUAUUAUUCGAAUCAUCAGGACAUCAGAAGAUUCCAAAAAAAUCAUUCUAUUUAAUAUGGAAAAUAAUUAAAUAUACUGGAAACCGCACGGGACUAUCAAAACAUAGCACGAGCUAUGGUACACAACAGCUGCACCAAUUAUCACCAAGUUGCAGCGGUUAAAGCACCAUCGUCGGAUAAGUGUAUAUUACAUUUUCUACUAUCUCAAUUUCAAACGAUCACGACGAUAUAAAAAACACCAUGUCACUGUUAAAUAACAGCGUCUACGGGAUCCGAGACUCAAUCAACGCACUGCUAGAACAGCUAAUCCCCGAGACAACCAUAUUGUCGGACCCCGGCAGUUAACUGCACUUGUUGUAUGGAGGUACGCCCGCUGCUGCUGGCUGGAGUAAGUAUUGUAGCAAGCAGCCAAGUAACAACCCAACCAAGGGCGCACGCUUCGACUUAUUCACUAAUCGCUGGAAUUUACAUGAACGCCCAACGAUCGAUCGGCUCACGAUAAACAGUGCGAAAUCAUCUUCCGGGAGAGUGUGCUUACAUUGCGGGGCUAAGAAUGACUAUCACGCCGCCGGAUAGGGUAUGUAUACGGUGAGACUGAUAAAUUUAAUCGGCACCGUGCGACAUGGAGGGAACAGACGGUUAGCGAUUAAAUAUACUGGAAAACGAGUCCAUGUUGUCGUUUGGAUGAGAAGUUAUCAUUAAAAUUCCACUGUUCCCAUCGUGCUGACGUAUGGACACGUUUUCAUACUCUAUAUGAAACUCUCAUAGAACUGUCAUAAAAACCGCGUCGAAUUUGCACGUCUCUGAUUCUAAGCAAACAAUAGCGCCAAAUUGAUGUUUAAGUGAUUGAAUUUCCGUUGGUCGGUGCUAUUAUACAAUCAAAUCCGCACCACAACACUAGCUCAGCCUUUGUAAUUGCUCGAUCAAACCGUGCCUCCCAUAGUGAUGCUACUGCUACCAGGUCAGUUCGGGAGAAUCCAAUUGAAUUGAUCACGAUAAAUAAUCUGAUCCACCAGGAUCUAUCGUCCGGCAUCAGGUGGGUGCCAGUUCACCGCAGAAGCCGGGCCGCAUAGCAAAUUGCAUUAAUAGGUGAAAAACGUGAAGUGAAUGGGAAUAAUUUUAUAUAAACGUACACGAUAGGUUCUACAGUCCACAACACGAUUGUUAAACGGUGUAUAAUGAAAGCAUGUUCAACACCGGGAAUAAUGGAACACAAAAUAUGCAAAUAAUGGAAGAUAGUGAAUUAUUAUCAAACGAUUCGAAGCUAUGUCAUAACUUAUCUUGGGUGGAAGAUUUACUUGUUUAACAGCAACCACGGAAGAUUUAGGUGCUAUACAGUAUGACCCAUAAAAAAAUGCGAAAAUCCAUUUUUUUCUUUCUUUGGUAAUUUUUGUUGCAAUAUUUCUUAUGACUUCAGUUUUUUUAGAUAGGGCUACAAUAAGGAGGUGAUUGUCAUACAGGAUAUCUCAAAUAAGUGUCAAAAUAUUCAUUGGUUACGUAUGUGGAUACCUAAUAGUUGCCAUCAAUUUCUGAAAAAAAUAAAUGUUUCCUCGAAUUUUUGGAGCUUUACGAAUUAAAAUGAAAACUUUUAAAUACAUGUAAAUCAUGUAGAAAUAUGUACUCUUAAAAACGCGGCCCUUUGAAAAACUUUUUGAAAACAAUAUCAGAUGCUUAGGAACCAAAAAACUAAAAAAUGUGGCAUAUUUCAAAACCCUUAGAUAAGAUAGAUCCAUAAAUAACUUCACUCUGUUUGAAAAAAAUUCAAAAUAAUUUUUCGCUAAUGAAGGCUCAUAAACCUACGUUUAUAAUAGACACAAAUACGUAGUACUUUAAAAGAGUUUGAUACUUCAUACAUUUGUUUUUCUGAAAAUGUCCAUUUGUCGCACACUCUAGUUUUCAGUAAAUGUCACAUAACUUAUAAGAUAAUAAUUUUUUUUCACCUGUAUGAAUCACCAACGAUCGCCUGAAGACCUUGUCUAGCUAUGAAAGUGCUGUUCUUGAAAUAAAAUUUAAUUGAAUGUGAUUGAGAGCAAUUUGACAAAAAUUACAACCUUAAAAAAACACCUCUGGCGCGAGAACGUUUUUGAAAUCCUUAUCUUCAACAUUACUUUUUUCAAAGGUUUAUGAUUCAAAUCAAUAAAUGUUCCUAUGCCGUUGAUAAAUUAGUGUCUUGACUAUAUUAUCCAGUAGAAAAAUGCAAAGUUUAUCGAUUGGAAGCACGUGAGCAAUGUCUUCGAAAACUUUCGCAUUUUUUUAUGGGCCAUACUGUAGUUACUUUAAUGUACACAGUUUUAAAUUGUUACGUCAAGUUCGCUGUAACAAAAUGAUCUCCAUCGCUUUCAACAAAAUCCUUUAUUGUGGAUUGAAAAAUCGCAGGUUUUAUGUAGAACUGUAAGCAAACGUUACUAGCUAAGGCAUUAAACAUUUAAAAAAUACUCACAGAGCCUCAUGCAUCUAUGUUUGAUGAGUUUUAAGUUUUCAGAGUCUCUAGGAGCAUUCUUGAGUAUAGGUAAUCGAAUACUCAAUAUAGUCGAAGCGGUAAACGUAGGUAUUCAGCAAGACUACUACUCAUGCUGAGCGCUAUGAGUUCUAUUUCCGGACAGUCCAAGAACUUUUCGUGAUAGAAAUUCAAUUUCUGAACAAUUCGCAAUCCUAAUGUACACAAACGGAUUUGAUUGGAAAGUUUAGCGCCCAUCAAUUGACUACCGAUAACGGCCUACAACACAUUAAUUUCGCCACCUCUAAGGAAAUGGCCAGGCCAUUCGUAGCACCUUCCUCCAGCACAGCCUUCCUUAUCGUUACACUUGGAGAUCACCACAGCCAACAGAAUCGAAAAUCGACCACGUUCAAACUGAUGGACGGCACUUUUCCGACAUUAUCGACGUCAGAACCUAUAGUAGCGCUAACAUCGACUUCGACACUGAUCCACUACAUGGUGAUGUUCAAACUGCACCAAAAUUUUCCGAACGGCAAUAUCUCGAGGCAGCGUUGCCAGAUGAAAACGAGCACGGGUUCGUGGGACUGAGCAGACAGAUCAAAUAUUUCCAAGAGAAGUGCAGGCGAUUAAAAAAACAGAAAACGUAUGGUAAGGUGGGGUAAGAUGCCGUUUUUCAAACUUGGAUCGUUUUCAAUUGUAAAGAUCCUUAUUUGUUAGGCAUAAAAAAUUAUUUUGCUUGAUUUUUCAGCACAAAAAUUCCCUGAGUUUUCAGGUUUUCCAGGGGAGCAUGUGGGAUGUUUUUAAUUUUAAAAAAUAGACCAAGACCAUAUACAUAUGAUCAUUGAAUUUUCAAACUAAACUUGGAUGUCUGUUCUCCGUGCUAGUACUAGUGUAAUAAUGUUGGGAAUCUACCCACGAUUCUUCCUUGAUUCCUUCCAGAUUUUCUCCUUGGAUUUCUACCGCAAUUCCUCCUUUAAAUUCUUUCCCAAUUUUUCUGUAGAACUCUUCCCGCGCGCUCAUCCUUGAAAUUAUCGAAGGUUUUUUUUUCUGGCUUUCGCCAAUUUCCCAAGUAUAUCCGGAGAUUUUUACAUAUUUGCUUCCAUAAACAGUUUCUUCCGAGAUUUUUUCGGUGUUCUGUUUGGAUAUCUGAUAGUUAUCCCAGGUAUUUCUACCACAGUUCCUCCCAGGUUUUCAGCAGAAGUUUUUCACGGAGGUUAUGCAAGAGUGUGUGUGUAUCUCCCAGGAUAUCUUCCAUAGUUUCUCGCUGGAUUCUUCCCGGAAAUACAGCAAAGUUUCUCACGAGAUUUCUCCAAUAAGAGAGACAUCCCAGGGCGAGCAUCAGACGGUAUCUUCUGAGAGAAGCCCCGGGAGAAACUCCAAGUGAAAUCUCGGUCGAAACUUCUAAAGAAAUCCCGCGAGAAUUUAUUAUGAAAUAUCCCAGCUCUGGAAAGCUAUUGGGGUUUUCAUGAAGAUAUUACAAGAGAAAUUGUGAAAGAUGAAAUAACUCAGACAGAAAUUAAGUGAAAAACUUCUCAAAACCCUUGGAGGAUUUCUAAUAGAAAUCUUAGGAAUAACUCCUGUAUCAACGCAGGGAGAAAUCCCAGGAAUAUCUCCUGGAGAAGUCCCAGGAGAAACACUGAAAAGAAUCGCGGCAUCGAGAGGAAUCCCCAUCGAAACUCUAACAGAAAUUUCACGACAGUAUCUGCGGUAUAUCCUGAAAGAAACUCUUGUAGAGUUCUCGGAAUAAACCCUGGAAAAAAGAGGCCGGAAAAAAACUCUGGAAGAAAUUCUCUAAAAAUUCCAGAAAAAAUAAUCGAAAUCCAGGACUCCUGCGAGAUUUUCAAGCAAAAACCCCGGAAACAAACGUACAAAUCUUGGGAAAAUGCUGGUAGGAAUCCGGAAGAAUCUUCGGAAGAAAUUCAGUAAGAUACAAAGAAAAAUGUCGUGGAAACAUACGAAAGAAAUGUGGGGAAAUCAUGGGAGGUAUACAAGGAGAUAUAUUCAAAGAAUUUCCAGGAAGAAACCCUGAUGAAACUUCUGGAAAAAUCUUUGUAGCCGAUUUUCUAGAUCGACUGACAUCAUACUGAUAUUUAAAAAAAAAAUCUACUCUACUUCUAAGUAGAUCUACAAGUAGUAAAGUUUGCCAAUUUUAAUUCAUACGACCUGUUCAUUAAAUUUCCCUUUGUAUUCACAAUAUUCCCUGAGUAUUCCAAGUUUUUCUCUGUUAAAUAAAAUUCCCAGAGGAUUCCAGGUUUUUCAGGUAGUAGACACCCUGUUGGUUCGUAAAACGGAAGUGGUGCAAAAAACACCUGCCAUAGGGAAGAUGCCACUUAAUGACGACAUUCAAAAAUUACGUCCAUAUUUUUUUUGCCAUUGCAGACCCAUUUGCCCUCCUGCUCCCAUUGUCCUGCUUUUUUGUAUACUCACUACAUGGAGUGUCACGAUUUCACAGACUUCCUAUCCCCUAAAAGAAGGUCGUCAAAUUUGAACGAAUCCUAGCAUGGAUAGCGCAGGCAUCAACAACCUUGCGCCUCAAUGUGUUUCUCAAUCUCCUCGGAAACACUUGGCUGAACAUCACCAGAAAACCUUAAUUGCAAGCAAGAAAAACCGAAAGUUGCCAAUUUUUAUUGUGAAUUCAAAAGAUGUUCUAUGGGUUUGCCUGAAUGGCUUCUCGAAGGAUCUUGACACCAAAUAUGAUAAAAAAUAAAGAUAAAGAUCAAAUCACAAUCAGAAAUGUUUUUAUGAGAGGGGCCACUUUACCCCACCUUGGAAUUUUGGACUUUGUUUCGCUAGCGAGGACGAUAAUGCAGUAGCAUGGGACCCGGCAGAACGUGGAACGAUACAAACAGAAGCGGAAGCAGCAAACACCUUCAUCAGAAAAAAAACGGGUCUGAAAGAUGCGGACUUCGAGGAAAUGGAUCUGCUGCGCCGUUCUCUAGAUACACGUAAGUUAUACCAGAAGCUCAACGCAGGCCGCAACUGCUUCGCACCACAUGCAGAAAUGUGCAGGGAUAAGGAUGGGAGCCUCCAGACGGACAUACGCAGUGUGAUUAAAAGGUGGAAGUGACAUUUCGACAAGCACCUGUAUGGGGCGACAAGAAUGUAGACAUGGGGGAUCAUGGCAACGGAAGAAAUAAUUAUGUUUGUGCAGUAGAGAAUAGGAACGAACUAACUCUCACACUGAGAGAAAUUAUGGAUGUCAUCCACCAUCACAAAAAAAAAAACAAAAAGGCAACUGGUAAGGGUAGUAUCACCCUUAUCUAAGUUCUUUAAGUUAAAAACCAGCCUCGUUCUUUCUCUUUUCUAUGAAUACAGAAGAUUUAAAAAAAAAUGUGUGUAUGUACACCCACGUGAUCUUGCUAAACAGCUGCUCGUCUACAGCGUCGGCAAAUAGCUCACUCAGUAAAAUAAUUUAAUUUGGUGUCAAACCCUUUAAAAUCAACCGAAUCGAUGAAAAUCAUUGAACAAACAAAUAAUAAACACCACGUUAAAAGCAUCCACCCUUGUUAGCAGAUGGGCAGAAAGAAAAUAGAAACAAGCCUAUUCUGUCAAUCAACACUUAAAUUUGAUAAACUCAUCUCUUCGAUCAAUUCAACAACCCCCUCUGUCAAAACUACUUAUCGAAAGUAUUGCUUUUCUCAGGGACCCGAAAUAAUUAGUAACGGAUGCUCGUGUCGUCCGGAUAAAUAUGAAAAUUUGAACCAGAGAAAGCAGUCGUCAGUUUGCUUUAAUUAACCUUUCGCGACGAAGUGAUAACGCAAACAUUUUUAUCGCUUUCGAAGCCACACGAUUCGGCUUCACCGCAGCUUUACACAUCUUGCUAACUGAAACAAAAAUGCGUAAAUUACUUAUUUGGCGAAUAAAUUCAUUAUGGGUAUAGCGAAUUCGCGUCAGUGAGAUCGGGCUAUCUAGUCGGACGACAGUAUCCAAGAUGAAAGCGGUGUGUUUAUUGAUUCUAAUAGUUGUAUACGAAACCAGCAGCAUCGUUAUCAGCAGAAGUGAAAAUUUCGAAGCAAUUGGACAGAAUGUAACCGAGAGUAAGCAGUUACUUUUGCGGAAGAAACGGUUUCUGCUUUUCCCGGUUGGAGCCGCGUUUCUGGUGACGGUAGCGUUUGCCAAAGGAUUGGUACCUAAAGCCCCUACGGGCAAUUUUGCCAUUUUGGAGUUGGAUAUGUAUCACCCGCUUCCAGACUAUAAGAAUCGCAUCACUCAAUUCAAACUAGGUGAAAUAUCUUACCCACCAAAACCCAACGCCAAGCCUGCACUACCACCGACUCCUCCACCACGAUCAACACCGCCACCAGUUCCUGCACCAUCUCCUCCUCCCCCACCACCUCCUGAAACUGUUAACGAUCACCAUCACUUUGCAAAUGAGCUCACAGAAAUGGAACUGCAAGACUACAUAAAAGCUCAUCCGGAUACGUGGGUACCCCCAGGAUACGGCAAGGACCGAUCCGAUUGGUUCCCAGCGGAUACCUACAAUUCGUACUCAAACUACCAGCAACAACCCCAAGCAACGAAUUACAUUCCCUUUGACCAUACCAUGUGGGACGAUAAUCCAUCCAGUUCCUACAGGAUGAAACGAUCCAGUGACGAUGCAGUUUCAGGCUACCAUUUCGAAGAAGAGAUUGAUCGAUAUAAUAUCAGCCACCAUCGCGAUUGGGACCACUAUCACCACUAUCGGGAAAAGAGAGAUUUAUUCAACACGCUGGAACGCGCACUUGGAGAAGAAAACCGUUUCCAGAUGAAAUCCUGUAUCAUGCGAGCCAUUUGUGAAGCACGAAGCUUACUAGUACCGGGUAGAUCUAUGAUCACGGACAUUCUACGGGUCAUGUUUAGUGUUCCACUGAAAGAUGAUCUUCAGGAUGAAUACAGUGAAGUGAUGCGACACGACAAUAUGGAUUGCCAUGAGGUUUAUGGAAAAGAUUGCUCUGUUAGUAUAUUAUAUUUGCUUCUGUUUGGGAAGUUUGUGCCUUAGUUAUUACAAAAAUAGACAAAAAAAUACCGCAUUUUGUUGAAGAAAGAAAGUCCACCGGUUCGUCGCUAUUAUCAUGCUUCACAUGCCGAUAAACAUGCUUGCAUUAAAAAGCAUGUCACACUUUUAAAAGAAAAUUUCU